AUGAACCAUCGCAGGUUCUCGCUUCAAGUCCCAAUGGGGACCGAACCCAGUGGAAGUGGAAGGAUCAAAGUCGAUGAACACUAUCCAUCAGAACUUGAUGAACCCCCUGUGUUUGAUGUAAAGAAGAUCGAAAACAUCAGAGCCAAUGUCAAAUUUGAUACGUUAUAUCAGGUCACCAAACUCCUAGGAGAUGGAAAGUUUGGAAAAGUGUACUGUGUUAUUGAAAAAGCUACGGGCAAAGAGUUUGCAGCUAAAUUUAUCAAAAUUAGAAAAGAAGCUGACCGUACGGAGGUGGAAAGAGAAGUGUCAAUUCUCACAGGACUUCGCCAUCCAAGAAUUGCUCAAAUUUACGAUGCAUUUUACACCACCACCAACGAUGUGGUUUUGAUUAUGGAAAUUGUGCGGGGUGGUGAGCUUUUUGACCGGGUCGCUGAAGAGUCUUAUGAGCUUUCUGAGCUUGCUGUCGUCAUGAUCAUCUGCCAACUUUGUGAAGCUAUCGACUACAUUCAUAAACAAAACAUUCUUCAUCUGGAUGUGAAGCCGGAAAAUAUAAUGUGUGUAUCGCUAACUGGUAAUCGGAUCAAGCUCAUUGACUUCGGUCUAGCUAGGCAUUAUGAUGGAACUCAGGAACUCAAAUACAUGGCGGGUACGCCAGAGUUUGCUGCGCCGGAAGUUAUCAAGUUUGAAAAAUUGGAUUAUCAUACCGACAUGUGGAGUAUUGGAGUUAUAACUUACAUUUUGCUAUCCGGAUACUCCCCGUUUCUUGGUGACAACUUGGGAGAGACAUAUUGCAACGUCGAGAAAGGUGUUUGGGAGUUUACGGAGGAAUUCGAUACAGUCAGUGAGGAAGCGAAGGAUUUCGUUACAAAAUUAUUAAUUUAUGAUCAGAGCAAACGUAUGCUCCCACAUGAAUGUCUUCAACACCCAUGGAUCUCUAAACAUCGUCAAAAAGCUGCGUGCAACACAAUUCUAGAAAAACCGCUCAACGCUCCAACUCUUGAUAACAAACAGAUUAUGAGAUAUAAUGCACGAAGGAAAUUCCGGCGUAUGAUAAUUUAUGUGAAGUUCUUGAUAGAGAUGAACCGAUUGAGAAAUUCUCUGAAGACUCGUAUGAGUGCAAAUGGUCAUAAAUUCUUCGAUCCCCUUCUCAAAAUGGCGGAGAAAAAAGAACAAAAGAUUACCAAUGCAAUUGGAUCAGUUUCUACUCCAGCAACCGGUUUGGGCUCUCUUUUGAAAAUGGCUGUCGAUUCGGAAAAGAAAAAGAAUGGUGAUGGUGUGACUCAGGCCACAACAAUGUCUACAGACCCAGAGAAGAUGGAGAAAAAGAAAAAGAAGAAGAUUGUGAAUGCCGAUAGUUCCACAAAGACGGAGAAAACACCCAGCUUGAAGAAGAAAAAACUAUCUGAGAACAAUGAUGAUACUAGUCUACGACCCCCACCGGAAAUGCUCACCAAGAGAGCUUCAACUGGAGGGGAGAGUUUGUUAGCAGCAGUGAAAGUGUUGAAAAACUUGGAAGUAGCAGAAAAUGGAACAACUCCAAAACGUAAAAGCCUGACGUCAGUGAAAGAAGAAAAAAUUCAAAAAGAAGCGGCUGUCAAAAAACCCUCAGAGUCUGCACCAACGGUCUACAAAACUCUUGAAACUACAGAAAAUGGAGACAUCAGACGGAAAAGUGCUCCUCUUAAACAGGACACUAUUGUGGUAUCUGACACCAAGAAAACAGUACCCAAGUUGUUAGAGACUGCACCAAAUGGAGAAAUCAAACGGAAGAGUCUUGUAACCAAAGAUGAGAAAUCGGAGAAAACAGAAGACGUCCGGAAAAAGAGUUCGGCUUCGGUGAAGGAGACUAAAACUGUGGAGUUGUCGGCUGGUUCUGUGAAGUCUGAGAAACCUGCUACACUGGUUGACGAGAACGGAGAGAAAAUUGUGAAAAAGAAGAAAAAGGUGACUACUGUUACUGCAGAAUUGGAAAAGCCAAAGGCACCUGUGGAUUUAAAAGACGAGAGGACAAAACUUCUGAACGGAAAUGCUGAUAUCUCUGAAAAACGAAGAAGUUUGAGCUCAAAACGUGCCAGUGAAAACCCUGCUUCGGAAAUGAGACCUCUCCCAAUUGUUGAUGUAUCUCCAAAGAUUGUUGUCGCCGAAAAGAAAGAAGUCAAGGAAGUAGUAAAAUCUAAGACCGCUGCAUCAUCAGAAGAGGUAGUACCAGAAACUAAGAAACCGGCGAGACAGGGUGCUCUCCGUAAACGUGACAAAUCACUGGAUGAUGUUCUCAAUGCUGCUCCAACACCGACCACUUUGUCCAAAUCAACGGAAACUGCGAUCAAGCAUUCAGUCGUAGAAACAGUUCAUCCAAACGGUGAAAUUGUGAAGUCUGAAAAAGUGCUCACAAAGAAAAAGAGUCUUAAAAGUGAAAGAAGCACUGACGACCAUCUUCCAGUUCAAGUUCUUGAGGAUCAGGCAAAGAUUCCUAAAUUGAAAACUAAUGUGGUAAACUUCGAGGCUAAGCCAGUCAAGAAAUCAUCCAAAAUUGUGAAACUAAUUCCAGAAGAUGCUAUCGCCACUGUUAAAGAUGACAACAAAUCAACAAAAAUUGUGAUGACGUCAGAGAAGCAAGCGACGACAACUGUUCAAACUACAACAAGCGUCAAGCGAACUACAAAGAGUUCUGAGAAAAAAGUGGAGCACACAGCUGAUGGGAAAAGUGUUGAAUCUUCACAGAAGAAGAAUUCACAGAAAGAUGACGUUAAAAUAAGUCAGGUGACAACCAAAAAGGAAGAAGAUAGCACUCAACCAGCUCCAAAGCUGACUGUCAAAAAGAAUGUAUUGAAACAGAGUGCAGAGAAAUCAGUGUCAGAAAAAGAUCACAAAACAACGGAGAACAAAGAUGAAGAAAAAGUGGUCAAGAAGAGCAGCACCGUAAAAAACAAGGACGUAGCACAAGUUACUCUUCAACAGUCUCUUAAGGUGAACGGAGAUCAAACCAAGGAUUCCAAGGUAACUGGCACCAAAACAGUAGUCAACAAAGUAGAGUUGAAGGGAGAGGAAACAAUUUGUCCUAAAAAAUCUUCGUUGAAGAAGACAACUGCCAAGCUGACUGGAGAGACUACGAAUCAUCUGGAAAUUUCAAAAGAUGGAAAAGUGGGAAGCUUAAAGACAAAAGAUACAACAUCGCUGAAAUUGUCGCCGGACUCUGCCAGUGACACGUCAUCCAACAAAAACGUGCGAAUCCAUUUGACAGAUGAACAGUCAGUUAAGUCAAGUGUCAGAUCGCAUCCGUCUAGUAUUAGCACCAGAGAUAGUUCAGAGGAAAGAAAGAAGGUUCGUUUCGCUGGCGAUGUGGAGUCUCCAACCAAACUAGCACCUCCUCCAUUAUUUGGAAACGGUCUUAUGAAAAUGAGAUCAGAAAGUAGUUUACACAAAAAGCUGAAUGAGCAUAACUCAAAGAAAAGCCAUGAUGACGUGUCAAUUGUUCGAAAGACUUCACUAUUCACUGACAUCGAGUACCAACCACGUGAAGAUUUUUCGUUCGAAGCGCUCAAAGAAAAGCUGACACGACGGGUCAGCGAUGGAUACGACGAUGAUGGCAAACGUGUUAAGCAAAUGGUUGCAAUUCCUCCAACAAAUUCAGUCAAGGACAAACUCCGUCAUUUCGAGAAGAAAUUUGCUAAAUAA
This is a messenger RNA of Caenorhabditis remanei, 3675 nucleotides long. RefSeq lists its product as uncharacterized. The coding region runs from base 1 to 3675 and encodes 1224 amino acids. Gene Ontology annotation, molecular function: ATP binding; protein serine/threonine kinase activity. Gene Ontology annotation, cellular component: nucleus. The record is from RefSeq and is a predicted model, not a curated record. The transcript is spliced from 22 exons. Gene Ontology annotation, biological process: positive regulation of apoptotic process; protein phosphorylation; intracellular signal transduction. Lineage: Eukaryota; Metazoa; Nematoda; Chromadorea; Rhabditida; Rhabditidae.